ACAGUUUUUCGUACUUCUCAUUUUUCUGGCACACAAAGCUCAGCACUCUAGGACCUUAUUAGAGCAGGAUCUCUCCUCUAAGCUCGUCACUCUGUAUCCUUGUGUUCUAAAGCUCAGCUCUCUCAAGUUUCAACAUAAGUUAUCAUCUCUUCAACAUCUGCAAGGCUAAAUUAGCAACAAAAUUGAGCAUCCGAUGAAGAGUCACCGGUCAACGCUCCUACAGCCAUCUACCCUGAUGCGGGGUCACCUUACAAGUUCAGAGUCCUUCUCAAAACGGGUUAGAAAUGUGAGAAAUAGCCAAGGACAUGAUUUGAGUCAGAUGAGUAAUGUCAGAAUUGGCAUGAUAAAGGGUUGGGAUGGUGGUUUGGCCUCACCACGGCGUGGCUUUCGCGGAGAGGGAGAGGCGUCAACGCCCAGGCUUGAGCGGUUCAAGGUUCGGACCGUGCAGGUCGGACAGGUUGUUAAGGAGGAGGAAAGCAAGUGAUUAGAUCAAAUGGAAAAUCAUCCAUGUACAUCAGUGUGGAGUAUAUAUACAUCGUCCACCCCACCCGGCCACGACUGAAAAAUUAUGAAUUUUUUUCUUCUUGGUUUGGACGAGAGUAGGUCAUCCCUGGCCAAGUUUCAUGUACGUGGAGAGUAAUCUCUCUUAAACGAUGUUAAGGUCGCAUAGGACUUAAUCUACAAGAAAAUCAACGUUUAUUU
Rubroshorea leprosula is the source of this 702-nucleotide messenger RNA. NCBI's taxonomy places the organism in Eukaryota, Viridiplantae, Streptophyta, Magnoliopsida, Malvales, Dipterocarpaceae. The record is from the annotation of a GenBank genome assembly.